AUGGCUGUUGGCAAGAACAAGAGGCUAUCUAAAGGUAAGAAAGGUUUGAAGAAGAAGGUCGUUGACCCAUUCACCAAAAAGGAAUGGUACGACAUCAAGGCCCCAUCCACCUUCAAGAACAGAAACGUUGGUAAGACUUUGGUCAACAAAUCAACUGGUUUGAAGAGUGCUUCUGAUGCUUUGAAAGGUAGAGUUGUUGAAGUCUGUCUUGCAGAUUUGCAAGGUUCCGAAGACCAUUCUUUCAGAAAGGUCAAAUUAAGAGUUGAUGAAGUUCAGGGUAAAAACUUGUUGACCAACUUCCACGGUAUGGACUUCACCACUGAUAAAUUGAGAUCUAUGGUUAGAAAAUGGCAAACUUUGAUCGAAGCUAACGUCACUGUUAAGACUUCUGAUGAUUACGUUUUGAGAGUUUUCGCUAUUGCUUUCACCAGAAAACAAUCUAACCAAGUCAAGAGAACUUGUUACGCCCAAUCUUCUCACAUCAGAGCUAUCAGAAAAGUUAUCUCUGAGAUCUUGACCAGAGAAGUUCAAAAUUCAACUCUAUCCCAAUUAACUUCUAAAUUGAUUCCAGAAGUUAUCAACAAGGAAAUUGAAAAUGCUACAAAGGAUAUCUUCCCAUUACAAAAUGUUCACAUUAGAAAGGUUAAAUUAUUGAAACAACCAAAAUUCGACCUAGGUUCUUUAAUGGCUUUGCAUGGUGAAGGUGCUGAUGAAGAAACUGGUAAGAAAAUUUCUGGUUUCAAAGAUGAAAUCUUGGAAACUGUUUAA
Messenger RNA from Zygotorulaspora mrakii, 768 nucleotides. It is a transcript of the gene RPS1B, whose product is annotated as 40S ribosomal protein eS1. Gene Ontology annotation, cellular component: ribosome; cytosol. The record is from RefSeq and is a predicted model, not a curated record. The coding region runs from base 1 to 768 and encodes 255 amino acids. Gene Ontology annotation, biological process: translation. Gene Ontology annotation, molecular function: structural constituent of ribosome. The transcript has a single exon. Lineage: Eukaryota; Fungi; Ascomycota; Saccharomycetes; Saccharomycetales; Saccharomycetaceae.